UCCACCUGGCUGAAAUGAGCCCAGAAUGGCAGUGUGAAUAGCCCGCAAAGCCAUCUGAACUUGAAUAGAAAUUCCUGAGUUUUGGCUCAAAAAGUAUCCAUCCUGACAAAUUCCCAGCUAAUUACUGCCAAAUUAUGUCACCCCAAAAGAAGCCGAGACCAGACACAUUUUUCACGAGAUUAUUCUAGCAAACACUGUGCAAAUCCCCUCGGUGACAAUCAAAAUCGCUGGCAAAUAAACUAAAAUCAAGCUAAAAUAAUACAAAAAAAAAAUAAGAAUACAGCAACAAAUACCAGCAACUAAUCUAUGCUAAUAAAUUGUCAACCAAAAUAAUUUCAACAAUAACAAAAAAAAGGAGAACACACAGACAAAGAUGAAAAAGUUUUUAGUCGAAAUUCUGAAAUAGUUUGGGCCGUUUCCUGCUUAUGGGGCCGCUAAGAAUUCCAGAGGCAGUUUUAAAGUCGGAACUUCUCGGAGAAAACAAAAUCUACUAUAACUAGGUCCUCCAACCACAGAGACACUGCCGCCUGCACAAACGGAUGGUCAAUCCGCAUGAGCUUUUGAAUGAUUUUGCAGCCAUCAAGGGAGCAGGAACCGGCGGAUGUGCCCAAAAAAAUACUGGAAGAUCGGCAAAUCAUGCAGCUGGUUUCUACGAAACGGGAGGUUCAAUGCCAGGCACGGGAACGGGAGCAGAAACCAAACCCAAGGCUUCCUCCGACAAGGGAUGUGAUGUCAACACAAAGUGCGAUAUAAAGUCGGUAAUCACGCCCGGUGAUCCCAAGCAGAAGUCCUCCAUGAUAGCCAUGAAGGCUGCCCAGGAUGCCAAGGCGGCCAGUGAGGCACAAUCGGCGGCUGGCCAGGCGGCAGCCCAUCAUAUCAAACUGGAGCUGGCGGAGAAGGCCUUCCAGUCGGCCAAGGCCGCCGAGGCUGCCCUGAUGGGCAAACAGAUGAUGGUCGAUCAGCUGGAGCAGGAGGUCCAGGAGGCGGAUGCCGUCGUGGAGGAGGAGACCAACUCCAUCCACCACACGGAGGCCAAUAUGAAUGCCGCCGUGGAUGCGGUGAAGGUGGCCACCCAGCAGUUCGAGACCAUCAGUGAGCUGCAGAAGACCGCCAAGGAGGUUCUGGCCAAUAUCCAGGCGGUGGCCCUGGGAACGCAGCAGGAAAUGGCCGCCAAGACGCAGCUCCUCGAGGCCGCUCGUAACCGGAUGGGCCUGCUCCAGAAACAACUGCUGAGUGCCCACGACGACUACGAGAAGACCAAGCAGGCGGCCUACAAGGCAGCCUGUGCCGCCGUAGAAGCCAAACAGAGGGCCGGACCUGCAUUCUCCUCAUAUUAUAUUUUUUAAGAUUUCAAUACCUCAAUUGCGUUUUUAAAUGAUACUUUUGUUCUUAUACCUUCUGAAAAUAUUUUCAGACUACUAAAGAAACGUUUUAAUGAUCUUAACUCGAGACAUCUUCAAUAUA
Drosophila suzukii is the source of this 1464-nucleotide messenger RNA. Lineage: Eukaryota; Metazoa; Arthropoda; Insecta; Diptera; Drosophilidae. The record is from RefSeq and is a predicted model, not a curated record.